Messenger RNA from Doryrhamphus excisus (bluestripe pipefish), 1508 nucleotides. It is a transcript of the gene amdhd1, whose product is annotated as amidohydrolase domain containing 1. Gene Ontology annotation, molecular function: imidazolonepropionase activity. Gene Ontology annotation, cellular component: cytoplasm. The record is from RefSeq and is a predicted model, not a curated record. Lineage: Eukaryota; Metazoa; Chordata; Actinopteri; Syngnathiformes; Syngnathidae.
UUUGUCCAAAAGGACAUCCAGGCUGCCGCAGUGAAGCGUUAACCCACCAAAGAUGUCGGCCGGUUACAGACUGUGGGUGAAAAACGCCCAGCAGGUGGUUGUGGUCUGCAACAACGGAGAACAAUACCUGACCUUGAACGGGAUGCAGAAGCUCCACGUCAUCCAAAACGCCAGCGUGGUGGUCGGCAGCGACGGUCUGAUUGAAGCGGUGGGGGCCGCGCCCCUGAUAGAGGCCGAGUAUUCGGGGGCGUCUUUUGAGCGUGUGAUUGACGCGACGGGAAUGUGCGUGCUGCCUGGCUUGGUUGACGCCCACACUCACCCGGUCUGGGCUGGAGACCGCGUGCACGAGUUUGCAAUGAAGCUGGCGGGCGCCACCUACAUGGACGUGCACCGGGCGGGGGGAGGGAUCCACUUCACUGUGGAGCACACCCGGGCGGCCUCUGCAUCCGGCCUGCUGGCCUCGCUGAGCAACCGGCUGGAGCGAAUGCGGCGAGCCGGCACCACUCUGGUGGAGGUGAAGAGCGGCUACGGCCUGGAGCUGCACACGGAGCUGAAGAUGCUGGAGGUGAUAGAGGAAGCCCGGCGGACGGUGCCCAUCAACAUCUCCUCCACCUACUGUGGCGCUCACGCCGUACCCAAAGGGAAGAGCGUUGAAGAAGCCACCGAGGACAUCCUGAAGGUUCAGCUCCCAAAACUGAAAGAGCGAAUCUCGGCCGGGACGCUGUGUGUGGACAACAUCGACGUUUUCUGCGAGAAAGGCGUCUUCGACCUCGGCGCCACCCGCUCCAUCCUGCAGGCCGGCAAGGACAUGGGCCUCAACAUCAACUUCCACGGAGACGAGCUCCAUCCCAUGAACUCCGCUCAGCUGGGGGCGGAGCUUGGCGCGUUGGCCAUCAGCCACCUGGAGGAGGUGACGGAUGAGGGCAUCGCCGCCAUGGCCAAGGCGGGGACGGCGGCGGUCCUGCUGCCGACCACGGCUUACAUCCUACGGCUGCCCCAACCGCGAGCACGAGCCAUGCUGGAGGCCGGUGUCAUCGUCGCCCUCGGCAGCGAUUUCAACCCCAACGCCUACUGCUGCUCCAUGCCCAUCGUUAUGCACCUGGCCUGUGUCAACAUGAGGAUGUCCAUGUCGGAGGCCUUGGCGGCAGCCACCAUCAACGCCGCCUACACCCUCGGCCGCUCGCGCUCGCACGGCUCCCUGGAGGCGGGCAAAGACGGAGACCUUCUGGUCCUCAACGCCCCGCGGUGGGAGCAUCUCAUCUACCACCUGGGCGGACAUCAGGAGCUGAUCCGCUAUGUCGUCGUCAAGGGCAACGUCGUCUACGACAACCAAAAGACGCUGGAUUUGUGAAGAAUGGAAAAACUGUCCUGGUCGGACGCAUCUUAUCCUUAAAGGCUUUAAUUGAACAUAUCAGGACACCAAGUGUAGAGUAUUUGGUAUAAAACAUCUACCAGCUAGAGGAAUAAAUGCAUGUAGUAUUACUGCAAAUAAAACACAUAUUUUUAAA